CCUUUUUCUGUCACUCCUACUUUUCUUGUACAACCCCUACUCUCUUUCUACAACCCCUAUAAAAACGGAAAAAUUUGCACGUAAAAUUCAUAGUUCCAUUAGUCGUCGAGAACACAGCUUCUUCAGACAGUUCAGAAUGGCAAAUUCUCUGCAGUUAUACACUCCGACAAAACCCACGGACUCCGGGUGUUUGGUUUGCUGCCACCCCGAGGUCUCUCGUCGGGCAACGUUGUAUUGGGGAAAUCAAGAACCCAUUUGCGAGGGCUGCUACAAAAAAAUACAUCUUCAAGCAGCAGCCACUGAUGCACACAACACACAACCACAUCAUCGUUCUAGAAUGGAAAAUUCCCUGGAGUUACUCACUCCUAGGAAACUCACCGACGACAAAAGGUGGUGCUCACUGUGCUCCGACGCCGAGGUUCCUCAACGCGCAACCCUGGAGUGUCCAAAAUAUGGACCUCUUUGCCGCCGCUGCUACAAAAAUAUCUGGGAGUUGUGGGAAGAGUGCAAGUGGAUUGGACGUCGAUAACUCUUGCCGAUUAUUAUUAUUGGAAAUGCCCUAUGUCUAUUGUGUUUUUUUUAUCAUAAAAUUUUGUUUAAUUAAUUAUUAUUUAUUAUGAUAUAUUUUUUUGUAAAUAA
Messenger RNA from Zophobas morio, 639 nucleotides. RefSeq lists its product as uncharacterized. Lineage: Eukaryota; Metazoa; Arthropoda; Insecta; Coleoptera; Tenebrionidae. Bases 137 to 529 code for a protein of 130 amino acids. The record is from RefSeq and is a predicted model, not a curated record. The transcript has 2 exons.